AUGAUUCGCCGCCGUCGUUACAAUCGGCGUAUCGUUACGACAGCCAUAUUAUUGCUUGGCACAAUGCCGGAGCAUUGGUGCUGGUUACAGGAUGCAGUAAUGAUCUCCGUGCAGAGAACUCGUUGUCCCGACGGGAUCAUCGAUGCAACGCUACUGUGCUGUUCCAUCGGCUCCUCCCUCGAUGAUGGAGACAAUCGGGAUAUCGCUUCUCUCAAAGACUGGGCUCUUGAAAACGGGAUCCAGCUCAACGGUGUCGAGCUGGUUCGAGAGAUGGACAACGGGGAGUGGGGAGUGAAGCUGGCUACAAACCCUCUUGUGGGAUCCGGCAACGGCAAGGAACCCGUCAUGACAAUCCCAAACCAAGUGAUCCUUUCUUCCGAAAUGCUACCCAAACCGGAACUCAGGAGCUUGGCCUACCAUUCCCUGGUGGCGCAUAAGAUGGAACAGUAUCUGCCUGAAUUUAGUCUUUUCCUAGUCCUACUCCAGGAAGUUGAAAAGGAAGAUCAUAGCUUUUGGUACGCUUGGUUGUCCUCCUUGCCGAGGUCGUUUGACAUUGGCGUUUGCUUUGACGAGCUGGAAACUGCGUACGCGAGAAAGCUCGGGAUGGGGAACUAUCUUGACCACCAGCAUGGUCAGUGGCAGGCCUUCGAGGCGAGUCUCCGAGAUAUCUUUCCUGGUCAUGCUCAGGAUGCGCACAAAGUCAAGUGGGCUUUUUCGGUCGUUUUGACGAGGAGCUGGAGGGCGGGAUUUCGAAAUGCCAAACAAGAAAAUCGACCAAUUGCCAACUUGGUUCCCAUGGGAGACAUGUUCAAUCAUCGAGCUUCUGCCACCGUUUCUGUGAAGCAAGACGCCGAUGAUUGUCCCGUCACUGUUCAUCUCAAACAGCAAUCAUUGGUCGACGACACAACGUCUGUCGAAGAAGAAAUGGAAUCUGUGGACAAUGGUCUCUACUUGAAUUAUGGGUUUUCCGAGAACCCCGAGAGGUUCUUGAUCGUUUUUGGAUUUGCCGAUACAUCGUCUCCUCGUAUUUGCGCUACCAGCAUUCGAGACUUGUUCGUUGGGGGAGACCACGAUGAAAAUGGGCUAAUCAGUUGGAGAUCCAUGGGUUUUCAAGACUCUUCAAAGUUGGUUUUGUACUGUCAAGACGGAGGGAUAUCCAACACGCUUUGGAACGCGGUCUUGUUCCAAGUGAUCCAAUCCAACCUUCGGAAUCAUCCAGACAAUUUGCAGUACCAAUGUGAUUGGAAGAUCUUCCACACGACUUGUACAAACCUUGAGAUUCUGGACACCCUCUCGAAUGACGAUUUUCUUGGUCUUCACCAGAAAUACCGGCAAGAGGUUGUGGAUUUUCUGCGGCGUCAUGUAGAGGAUUUGCUGACGAAUCAGUUUGGUCCUCUCCCCGACUUUUCUGGUGAAGAUUUGCUUGCACACCCUCGCCUAGCAAUGCUGUUGGAUUACCACCUGUUCAUGCGAAGCGUGUAUCAAAAAGUGCAUCAUGGUUUGCUGUCCGAUUCGUAA
Messenger RNA from Seminavis robusta, 1518 nucleotides. The record is from the annotation of a GenBank genome assembly. Lineage: Eukaryota; Bacillariophyta; Bacillariophyceae; Naviculales; Naviculaceae.